Spirometra erinaceieuropaei is the source of this 581-nucleotide messenger RNA. Lineage: Eukaryota; Metazoa; Platyhelminthes; Cestoda; Diphyllobothriidea; Diphyllobothriidae. The record is from the annotation of a GenBank genome assembly.
AUGGUCUUAAAAAAUCUCAUCAUUGCAAGCUUGUUAAAAACCUCCUCCUCCUUCUCCUUCUCCUCCUCCUGCUCCACUCUUGCAACGACGGCCGCUCAGGCGACCAUCUCGCGCAUCACCAAUCCUGACAUUACUUCCGACACCACCCCCACUACCUUCGAAUCCAGAGAUGGGGAUCAGGACUAUACCUGCCCUCACUGCGACCGCACGUUCACUUCACACAUUGGCCUCGUCGGCCACUUGCGAAUCCAUCGCACAGAGACCGGCGAACCAGUGCCUGGAGCACCAACCUACACCCACCGCACUCGCCUCCACUGCCCACACUGCCCUCGCACCGUCACGCAUCCCAAGGGGCUAUUCGGCAACAUGCACAUCCACGAGAGCGAAAUUGACCACAAUUCUGACAUCCACUACAUCCAACACAUCCAUCAUGCCCGGCUCCACCGUCCUCCCAUCGCCCGCGCACAUCAUCACCACCGGCGCCACCGCCGCCACCAGCACCAGUACGAGCACCACCACCACCGCCAUCACCACCACCACCACACCGCCUCAUCUGCAGCUGACAUCGACACCGUCGACCU